Cladophialophora immunda is the source of this 3855-nucleotide messenger RNA. RefSeq lists its product as uncharacterized. The record is from RefSeq and is a predicted model, not a curated record. Lineage: Eukaryota; Fungi; Ascomycota; Eurotiomycetes; Chaetothyriales; Herpotrichiellaceae. The transcript is spliced from 2 exons. The coding region runs from base 146 to 3364 and encodes 1072 amino acids.
CCCAAGGCGCCGGGUCAUAGAGUUCUGUCUGAAAUUCAAGUUGAGCCUGUGCAGCCCAUCGUGUUGCGCAGAGAAGGCCACUUCCACGAGAACAACCUGAGAAAUCGACCAACUCCAAACCCACGGAUAUCCAAAGGCUCUUUGCAUGGGCGGACCUGGUUCACCUCGACCUCAUGAGUCGCCCGUCAAUAUGUCCUAUCAGCCUAUGACCCCUCGGCUGGCCGAUAUCCCCACCGACCGGCACGACUUAGCUCGCAGUGUGACAUAUCGAUCUCCCACACGCCUCUCGGGCAUGGUAACCCGGAAGAAAGAUAUCAUCAUUGAGGUCUCUGACGAUGAGUCUGACAAUGAUCCACCUCCUCAACAGUCGCCUAGCCAGCAGUCUCUCCGUCGACGCCCACUCAGCACAGCUUUGCCAUCCAUCUCAUCCAGUGACGCUGAUGUCUCCGAUACGGAGUUCGAACUGGAUGCCCGUCUUGCCCGUCCUACGCGAACCCUCAAGCGAACAUGGACUCCCAGUAGCUCCUCAGCCGGUUCACCACAAAUUGCUCCCGGGGAUCGUGGCAAGCGCCGUGCAAAUCCGCCCUCCUCUUGCGCUCUGGGUGACAUGUACGGCAAAGAAGCUAGUCCUGGUCUGCAACCACAGCAUCACAGAUUCAGCCGAGAUGGUGCUGUACCCGAACAGGCCUUUACUGGUUCAAGUCUAAACAAUAUUACACAACGUUACACAGAGUCCGGGAAGAAGAAGACGAAGAAGAAGAAGAAGGCGACGCAACAGCCACCUUACUAUGUCGAUGGUCGGCUUGAUGUCAAAAUGUAUCGAGGUCCAGGCUACGAGCGCUUUCCAGUAGUCCUUGGCACUGUUGAGGGACACCAGGAGCUGUGUGACAGGUGGGACGCAGAAAAGCUGCUCAAACUGGAGAGGAAGGCGACCAAGUUACGGCAAGCAAUUCGGACUCCGUAUGUCAUCCAUGAUUCCGAUUCCGAGUCAAGCGACGAUGAAGCAGAAGGUGACGGGAAAACAGCGUUCGAAAAGAAGUGUCUUGCUAGCGUUAUCGAUGUCUUCCCAGACAUUGAACGCGCAUACGUCGAAAAGAAAAUUCAAGAUGCUCCUCCACAACCUCAGUACUUCAACCAAGGUGACCUGCAAAUUGUCGACAUCACCGUCCCACCCAUUGUCGAACAAAUCAUAAUGGAAAUUCUGGAGAUGCAGUCAUAUCCCAAGCAACGUCCUACUAACCGGAUGGCUCCUGCCAAGGGGGCUGCGGAGGAUGGAACCGGCGUUACCAUCACCUGGAACCGAGAUCUCCCAAAGGACCAAAUGUACACGAAAGACGCCAUCAUUCUGCUUGCGAAAAAUUUCGUGAAUGUCCCUUCCCAUUACAUCGCCAAAGUAGUAGAGGAGAAGAAAUCCAUCUUCGACUCGUACGUCACCAUCCUGGGACAAGAAGAUCAGUAUUACUCGCUCCAGCCCAGACCCUACAAGCGUUACAUCAAACCAAGGACCGAACUGGAAAAGAAAUACAUGCUGUCGGCAGGAGACCGCCGCAUCCCAGCAGAGUACGCCAACAGAGUCAACGAACUGCAGGCAGCCAAACAAUUCUUCGUUCGCGAGGGAAUUAAAGAGGCGGCCAAGAAAGCUAAGGAGGAGGCUGAAGCUUUAAAUUUGGCCGAGCACAUCAAGACCGGUGCGAUCAUGGAAUGCCAGUGCUGCUUCGACACAGAGACUCCCCUCAACCGUAUUGUCUCUUGCAUGGCAGAUGUCCCUCAUUUCUUCUGCUUCACUUGUGUGGAAGGCCUGGCUGACAAUCAGGUUGGAAUGCUGAAGUAUGAGAUGCGCUGUAUGGAUGCUGGUGGCUGUACCGCGGAGCUGUCUCAUGAGGAUAUUGGGAGAGCAGUCCCAAUCACCACCUUUGACCGUCUGGAACUUAACAAGCAACAAGCCGAGAUCAUGGCCGCUAACAUUGAAGGACUAGAGCAAUGUUCGUGCUGUGAAUACAGAGCGAUUUGCCUGGAUGUGGUACAGGAACCCAUCUUCUAUUGCCAGAAUCCGGAGUGUGCUCGCGCAACAUGCAGAAGAUGCAGGAAGGACAGCCACGCUCCAAAGUCUUGUGAGGAGAGUAAUCGCGACAAGACUUUGUCCGCGCGACAUCUGGUGGAAGAGGCGCGGUCGGAAGCCAUUAUUCGAACAUGCCCCAAAUGCAAAGCCAAAAUCCUGAAGGACUUUGGAUGCAACAAAAUGAGAUGCACAAGAUGCAGCUGCCUCAUGUGUUAUAUCUGCCACACAGACAUAACGCAUCUGGGUAAUAAUGCCUACUCUCAUUUUGGGGGCAAAUGUGUCUUGUAUGACGAGCAAGGCAUCAACCGGCACGAAAGUGAAGCGAACGAGGCAGAAAAGGGCGCCAUCACCAAAGCCAAAGCCAUGGAUGCCGAGCUCGAUGAACGCCAAUUGCGUAUCGACACUGACAAACCCAAGCAACGCCCCUCAGCCUUGCUGAAUCACCCCGCCGCCGAGGUUUUCCUGCGCGAUUUGAACAAUCGUGCUGCUCGUCUGGACAACCGCCAGGCCCGACUUCGGGAGUUGCAAGUCCGUGUCAAUCGUCUCCAAGCUUUUCGCCGAGAUCCAGAGCUCGAGGACAUCUUGGCAGGUAUCCAUCGCCUGGAAGGUGCACGUGGACAUGAAGGGGGGCCACCGCCGAACUCAGAGGAAUACAUGCAACAGUUGCUUGACCUCCAUAGGCGAGCACAGCUGAAUCUCGCUCAGCAUCAACUUGACUUGCAUGAACAGUUGCAGCAUCAACGUCACUUGGAUGGACAGUUGCAGCAGCCUGCACCGGCAGCUCCUCGCACGGCAGCGCACAACCAAUAUCCAGCGGCUCCCAAUCCAGCAGUCAACCCACCUAUUCUUUUCCCCUUCACUCACUACAGGCCGGCUCCUGCCGCAGCAGCCUUCAGCGACCUUGGCCGGCCAGGUGACAACGCUCCCAACGGUACCAAUCAGGGCCGCCCUUUUGGUAACUUUGACUUCAAUUCUCCUGGGGUACGAGUGGCUAUGCUAGAUCCAAUUCCCUCUAACACACUUACCGGAGUAGGCCGUGGGACUCCUAGACGGCAUCCAGCAACUCAACCACCUGGGCCGCAUGGUCUCUACCUUGAAGUACCUGGAAGCGGUGCUAGCUCUGCCAGACGUGAGCCAAAUCAUAUUUACGGUCCAGCUGGUGCUGCUCUCCCUGCCCAGGGUCUUCAAACCCAAACACUACCCAUUCCCGCUGCUUUAGCCGCUCACAAUACCCCCCUUGGUAUUGCUAGGAGCGGAGCAGGGAGCGAAGCAGGAAGCGGAGCACCAGAUUUUCGUCGUCGUUGACCUUUAGCUUGGAUUUCCAUGACUCCUUGGUGGAGCUCUGUGGGCGACAGCACAGUCUAUGCUUUAGUUGUGGCGGUGUGGAGCUGCAGUGGGUAACGCACACCUUGACAGUGCGAAGAGAGCGCUGCGGACAAUUUCUGACGCUCUCAGAGAGCUUUGCCCAGGGGCUGCUCGGGCAGCAGAACUGAUAUUCUCCAGGCUCGUUGUUCGGCUCUUUAGUCAGCACCGCAUGAUCUGGGACUUUUGGCCACCUUUGCUAUGGUCGGUCUUGUUUUUGCGUUCGUCUUCCUUCCCCCGAACACAGGUUGCUUUGGGGCAUUGCUAUGGGGACUUUGGCCCUACGGCGGUGAUUCAGUCGAACAGAAAUUGGUUCAAAUGAUGACGGCUAUUGCGUGUACGGGCGGUGGGAUUGUUGGCUGCAGGAUUAAUAAUGAACGGCGAUGGCGCAGCAUCGGCUUUGAAUGUAUGUGUAAAUUUCACGGAUGGAUGGG